Racocetra persica is the source of this 684-nucleotide messenger RNA. The record is from the annotation of a GenBank genome assembly. NCBI's taxonomy places the organism in Eukaryota, Fungi, Glomeromycota, Glomeromycetes, Diversisporales, Gigasporaceae.
AUGGAUCGAUUAACACCUGAGACAGAACAAAAUAUUUUUAUUAUGAUUCAUAACCCAUUAUCUAUUAUAUGUGCUUCACGAAUAUGGUAUAAUAUAAGUCGUAAUCAUACCACUCGUGCAAAGUGGCUGAUCUUCUACCACGGAAGGUCACAUGCAUUAUUUAACGCAGUGAAGAAAGGUCCAAAGUUUUUAACAUAUGAUCAACUUGAAGCUUUGUUUUCUUUAAAUAUUCUUCCAUCACGGUAUUUUGUCCAGCGUCUAAUGUUAGCAUUCGGACAGGUAGAUUGUGAUCUUGUUGACAUGAAGAUAAGAAAUGAAAUAUUAGAUCAUGACAUUUCUCUAAUGGGAAAAACUAAAAGUUCCUGGGCUGAAGAUAUAGAUUUUAAUGUUCUUAAUUGCAUAUUAAUGAAAGCUCAUGAGCUUUAUGGGUAUGGAGAUAUAAUUACAGAUACCAAUGACCUUGUACUCCAGGGUCAAUUUCUUCUAUGCUAUCCACCCGGUUCAACAUUUGAUUGUGGUAUAGAUAUUAUCUUUGAUAAGGUUAAUUAUCUGUACAAACUUGGAUAUAGACUUAAUAUACCUUUAUUUAGUGAAAUAGUAUUACUAUUUAUGAAAUUUAUUGAUUCGAUUGGAAAUGAUAUACUCCAAAUAUGUUCUAAACUAAUGAAUCGUACUGCAGAAGAC